Messenger RNA from Paramacrobiotus metropolitanus, 630 nucleotides. RefSeq lists its product as uncharacterized. Lineage: Eukaryota; Metazoa; Tardigrada; Eutardigrada; Parachela; Macrobiotidae. The transcript is spliced from 3 exons. The record is from RefSeq and is a predicted model, not a curated record. Bases 118 to 630 code for a protein of 170 amino acids.
UAGUUAGAUGGGAUAGUUCGCGCUUUCUUCUGUCAUCGUCACCGUGUUCGAAACCAAUUUCCCAUUUUUGAUGCUUCAUCUAGGUACACACAUUCCCUUUUGCAUUUUCCAGUAAGCAUGGCGGGUCGCGAUGGCAUAGGUUUACUGAUUUAUUCUACGUUGCUAAUACUAUCAAUGCCGGCCUACUGCACCGUUCGAACCAGCAACCAAAUAACUACCUCCAACACCUCACGGCCGCUAAUUCCCGAGCCCCGCCUGACAACUAACUUGUGUUCCGAUGACAACGCCGACUCGUCUGACAGUGCGUCCAGGAUCGUGGAUAGCUUGCAGCGGAUGACCGGUGCCCGAUUCUAUCUGCAGCCGGCUGACAUUCCGCCCGAUCAACAGGCAGUUUUAUUUCUCGGGCAUAUUGGUUAUGCCCUGCAGCUAUCCCCGUUUAUCGGUCUACACAGUCUCGUCGUACACACCAAUAGCCUCUCCGUCAGCCAAUUGGAAGAAGUUCUUACGUACGCCUGGACGCCCAGUAUUGAAGCCUAUAUGCGCAGUCCCAACGCCACUGUCGAUGAUGCGCCGAAUGUGCGUUUCCUAUCGUUUCUUAAUUCCAGCGAGACGCUCACCAUCACCGGGUAA